Phragmites australis (common reed) is the source of this 1284-nucleotide messenger RNA. Its product is annotated as momilactone A synthase-like. The record is from RefSeq and is a predicted model, not a curated record. Gene Ontology annotation, molecular function: oxidoreductase activity. The coding region runs from base 171 to 1091 and encodes 306 amino acids. NCBI's taxonomy places the organism in Eukaryota, Viridiplantae, Streptophyta, Magnoliopsida, Poales, Poaceae. The transcript is spliced from 3 exons.
UGGCCUUAAGCUCAGCUCCUCGUUUUUAUAUAAAGCGGCUCCAAAUACUCCACCAUCCCUUCGCACAACACUCGUACACACGAGAGCAACCCUCUCUCUGACUUUCUCACUCUACACAAACACAGAAGAACCAACAAGGGAAGAAAAGAAGCAGCAGGAAGUAGGCCGACAUGAUGCACCGGCUCAUCGGAGAAGCUAGGAGAAGGGCGGCCUCGGGGAUGGUCGGCGGCGAGCGGUGGCUGUCGGCGGCGGCGAAAGGAAGGCUUGAGGGGGAAAUUGCACUAAUUACCGGAGGAGCAAGUGGGCUAGGUAAGGCGACGGCCCACGAAUUCAUCCAGGAGGGCGCGCAGGCCGUAAUCAUCGCAGAUAUCAACUCCAAUCUGGGCCCCCAAACAGCCCACGAGCUGGGCCGAAAGGCCCACUUCAUCCACUGCGACGUCACCGUGGAGGAGAGCGUCGCCGCGGCCGUGGACGCCACCGUAGCGCGGCACGGCAGGAUAGACAUCAUGCUCAACAGCGCCGGCGUCGUGGGCCCGCUGUCCUCCGUCACGUCGGAGUUGGCCCGCCUGGACCUUGCCCUGUUCGACGCCGUCAUGUGCGUGAACGUACGCGGUACGCUCGCCGGCAUCAAGCACGCGACGCGCGUGAUGGCGCCCCCAGAGGGCGCCGGCGGCGGAUCCAUCCUCUGCAUGGCGAGCAUCAGCGGUGUCCUCGGCGGCCUCGGAACGUACCCGUACUCGGUGUCGAAGUUCGCCAUCGCGGGUAUCGUCAAGGCCGCGGCCGCCGAGCUGUCGCGCCACGGCGUCCGCGUCAACUGCAUCUCGCCGUACGCGGUGCCGACGCCGAUGGUGGUGGAUCAGUUCUCGGAGAUGCUCGGUGGCGCCGCCGACGAGGCUCAGGUGGCGGCCGUCAUCAGGGGGCUAGGGGAGCUCAAGGGCGCGACGUGCGAGGCGGUCGAUGUCGCCAGGGCCGCCGUGUUCCUCGCCUCGGACGACGCCAAGUACGUGUCUGGGCACAACCUGGUGGUGGACGGCGGGUUCACGAGCUACAAGCGCAUGAACCUGCCGCUCCCUACUAAGCCACAGGAGUGACUGGCCGCAGCUGAGCCUGAUGUGUUUGUGUGCUUGCUGUUCAUGUUUGUUUGUACAGAACUACUGCACCUAACCAUGAAGAAGAUUGGAUCGGAGGAAGAAAGAGAAUGUGUGCGAUUUGUUUUUCUGAAACGAACAAAUGUGUGUGAUUUGUUGUAAUCUUGGUGUAGAGAGUUUGUGAAUUCAGUAGGAA